AAAUCAUCGGAGGCCAAGAGGCAAGGCCCCAUUCCCACCCCUAUAUGGCAUUUCUUCAAAUCCAAUCACCAGGGACCACUUGUGGGGGGUUCCUGGUGCGAGAAGACUUUGUGAUGACAGCAGCUCACUGCUGGGGAAGCCGUAUUCGCGUCAUUCUGGGGGCCCACAACAUCAGGAGGGAGGAAAGGACCCAGCAGCGCCUGUCUGUGCUCAGAGCCAUCCGCCAUCCUCAAUAUGAUCCGCAAAACUAUCUGAAUGACAUCAUGUUACUGCAGCUGGAAAAUAAUGCCAGACAGAAUCGAUUCGUGAGGCCAGUGGCCCUGCCUCAGACACAGGCCAGGCUGAAUCCUGGGACCUCGUGCACUGUGGCUGGAUGGGGCCUGGUUAGCCUGAAGGGAAGAACAGACACACUCCGAGACGUGCGCCUGAAAGUGCAGAGGGAUCAGGAGUGCAGCAGACGCUUCAGGGCCUACACUGGCCAAACGGAGAUUUGUGUGGGGGACCGGAGAGAGAAGAAAUCUGCUUUCAUGGGGGACUCCGGAGGCCCCCUGGUCUGUAACAAUGUAGCCCACGGCAUUGUCUCCUACGGAGAUCGUAUGGGGACUCCGCCAGCAGUCUUCACCAGAGUCGCACGCUUCCGAUCCUGGAUAAAUCAAACAAUGAGACGUUUCAAAAUGCGAGGAAUCAAACUGAGACCUCCUGUGAAUGACUCUUGUUCUCUGGAAUUGAAAAGGGAUUAUUGGAAGCGGAAGCCUUAAUAAAAG
This is a messenger RNA of Pteropus alecto (black flying fox), 764 nucleotides long. RefSeq names its product cathepsin G. Gene Ontology annotation, molecular function: serine-type endopeptidase activity. The transcript has 4 exons. The record is from RefSeq and is a predicted model, not a curated record. Gene Ontology annotation, cellular component: cytoplasm; intracellular membrane-bounded organelle. Bases 45 to 758 code for a protein of 237 amino acids. Gene Ontology annotation, biological process: proteolysis. Lineage: Eukaryota; Metazoa; Chordata; Mammalia; Chiroptera; Pteropodidae.